This is a messenger RNA of Prunus persica (peach), 2295 nucleotides long. Its product is annotated as probable leucine-rich repeat receptor-like protein kinase At1g35710. The record is from RefSeq and is a predicted model, not a curated record. Gene Ontology annotation, molecular function: protein binding. Gene Ontology annotation, biological process: hormone-mediated signaling pathway. The coding region runs from base 1 to 2295 and encodes 764 amino acids. NCBI's taxonomy places the organism in Eukaryota, Viridiplantae, Streptophyta, Magnoliopsida, Rosales, Rosaceae. Gene Ontology annotation, cellular component: plasma membrane. The transcript has 2 exons.
AUGACAUCUUUAAUUUCCGCUAAAUUAUGCUUCCUGCCUUAUUGCCUUGUCAUCUUCUUGUAUGUUUCAUCACCAAAUUGGGUUGUUUUUCUUUCUGCUACUUCUACUUCUCAUACUGAAGCAAAGGCUCUUCUCAAAUGGAAAGCCAGCUUAUUUCCAAAUAAAGCCCUCAAUCAUCUCACCUGGUACCCUCCCACUUAUAAUAUUAAUGCCACCAAUUCUUCCAGCACCAAUCCAAAACCAAGAACAAGCCCAUGCACUUGGACUGGUGUUUCAUGCAACGCAGCUGGAAGUGUCAGCAAGCUAAACCUUUCCACUAGUGGUAUUCAAGGUACGCUACAUGAGUUUUCAUUCUUGUCCUUCCCUAAUCUUGAAUAUCUUGACCUCAGCUUCAACAAACUCUUUGAUGCCAUCCCACCUCAAAUUAGCUACCUCUCCAAACUCCACUAUCUUGAUCUCUCCCAAAAUCAGUUCUCUGGGAGAAUCCCACCAGAAAUCGGCAACCUAAAAUCUCUUGUGGAACUAUAUUUGUGUCAGAAUCAACUCGAUGGUUCAAUUCCAAGAUCACUAGGCAAUCUAACAAGCCUUACCCUUCUCUAUCCCUAUCGUAAUAAACUUUCUGGUUUGAUUCCCAAGGAGAUAGGGAACUUGAAAUCUCUUGUAAAUCUAGAGUUGUCCCACAACAAUUUAAGUGGUCUCAUCCCUCCAAGUAUUGGUAACUUAAUAAAGCUAAAUACUUUGUACUUGCAUUCCAAUCAACUUUCUGGUUUCAUUCCCAAGGAGAUUGGGAACUUGAAAUCUCUUGUAGAUCUAGAGUUGUCCUACAACAAUUUAAGUGGUCUCAUCCCUUCAAAUAUUGGUAACUUAAUAAAGCUAAACACUUUGUACUUGCAUGACAAUCAACUUUCUGGUUUGAUUCCUAAGGAGAUAGGGAACUUGAAAUCUCUUGUAGAUCUAGAGUUAUCCAACAACAAUUUAAGUGGUCUCAUCCCUUCAAAUAUUGGUAACUUAAUAAAGCUAAACAUUUUGUACUUGGAUGACAAUCAACUUUCUGGUUUGAUUCCCAAGGAGAUAGGGAACUUGAAAUCUCUUGUAGAUCUAGAUUUGUCCUACAACAAUUUAAGUGGUCUCAUCCCUCCAAAUAUUGGUAACUUAAUAAGCCUAAACACCUUGUACUUGCAUUCCAAUCAACUUUCUGGUUUGAUUCCCAAGGAGAUAGCGAACUUGAAAUCUCUUGUAGAUCUAGAGUUUUCCUAUAACAAUUUAAGUGGUCUCAUCCCUCCAAAUAUUGGUAACUUAAUAAACCUAAACUAUUUGUACUUGAAUAACAAUCAACUUUCUGGUUUGAUUCCCAAGGAGAUAGGGAACUUGAAAUCUCUUGUAGAUCUAGAUUUGUCCUACAACAAUUUAAGUGGUUUCAUCCCUCCAAAUAUUGGUAACUUAAUAAAGCUAAACAUUUUGUUCUUGACAUCCAAUCAACUUUCUGGUUUGAUUCCCAAGGAGAUAGGGAACUUGAAAUCUCUUGUAGUUCUACAGUUGUCCUACAACAAUUUAAGUGGUCUCAUCCCUCCAAAUAUCUGCCAAGGCGGAAAACUCAUAAACUUUUCAGUAAGCGCAAACUAUUUGACCGGUCCAAUCCCCAAAAGCUUGAAAAACUGCACGAGCUUAUUCAGAGUCCGUCUUGACCGGAACCAAUUGACAGGCAACAUAUCUGAAGACUUUGGUGUUUAUCCGAAUCUUGAUUUUAUGACUAUAAGUCACAACAACUUGUAUGGAGAAAUCUCACACACCUGGGGACAAUGCCCAAAGUUGACAACCCUACAAAUGGCAGGAAACAACCUUACUGGCAGCAUCCCACCUGAGAUAGGCAACACAACCCAAAUUCAUGUGCUCGACCUUUCUUUAAAUCACUUAGUUGGGGUGAUUCCAAAGGCUUUUGGGAGACUGACAUAUUUGGAGAAGUUGAUGUUGAAUGGAAAUAAACUUUCGGGUUCUAUACCCUCAGAAUUCGGAUCAUUGAGUGAUCUUGAAUAUCUUGACUUGUCAGCAAACAAAUUCAAUGAGUCAAUUCCGAGCAUUCUAGGUCACUUGUUCAGAUUGCACUACUUGAAUUUGAGCAAAAACGAUUUGUCUCAAGCAAUUCCAUUGAAUUUGGGGAAGUUAGUACAAUUAAAUGACCUAGAUUUAAGUCACAACUCACUUGAAGGUAAGAUACCAUCAGAAAUGAGCAACAUCCAGAGUUUGGUCCCCUUCCCAACACUCGCACAUUUCGAGAAGCUCCGCCAGAAGCAUUAA